CAUCAUUUUUCUCAUUCUCUCUUCCCCCUCUCUUUUUCUGUCCCCUCUUUCUCUCUCUGUUUCUCUCUUCUCUUCCCAAUUUUACGUUGUCCAGAUUCCGGCCAUCCGUACGGCCAAAUCCACCUUCUCACAAACCCUAGCCAAUUUUAUUUAUUUAUUUAUUUUUUUUCAAAUUUUAGUUUUUUAAUUUUUGUUGUUUUGUGUGGGUCCCGGUUUCUCCCAAUCCCUUUGUUUGAUUUCACUUUUUUUACUGUCAAUUAUUUUACCGUUUUAUCCCCUCGAUUUUGACGUUUUGUUUUCUACUUACCAAACAAGUUUCCUCACCUUUUUAUCGUCUCUUUUUUUCUUCUGGAUUGGGGUUUGUGUUGUGAUUUAAUGAGCUGCUGCUGCAGACGUGGCAUGCACCCCAAUAGCCAUGAACACCAAAACGAUGCGUUUGCCGCCACGUCGGAUAUCGACGACCAAUGCGUCAUCAAAUAGCAACUCCCCCACCACCAAGCGCAAGGAGAGAGAGAGUGCGCUCGACGCGCCCCACCCAGCCAAGGCUCUCAAGCUGUCCCCCACCGAGCCGGCUCAUCAAGCCGCCGUAUCCGAGCCGGCUCUGGCCUCCGGUGGUCAUCUCCUAGCUGGCUAUUUGGCCCAUGAAUUCCUCACCAAGGGCACCCUCCUCGGGCAGCUGUGGGACCCGACCGCCCGAUCUUCCGCCGACGAGCAACCGGUCACGAAAUCCCCAGAUCGGCGCGAAGCCGAGCCGCAGUACGAGAAGCUGGAGAGGUACGUGGAAGUAGCUGAUUUGCUGAAGACGGAUGGGGCUCAGUUAGCUGGCAUUGUCAACCCUACUCAGCUUGCACGCUUUUUACAGUUGUGAGGCGAAGGGGGCGUUUGAGGCCACGCGUCAAGGAGUAGGUGUGGAAUCUGGAUCACAUUUGGCCGAUUGCGUCCAGCUGUGGAAAUUACAAUUUUGUAUAUGUAGGGAAGGGCAAGUAUUGUGUGUAUGACAGGACAUGUGUAAUCAAUGUUGUAUCUCAUUCGAAUCCAAGAACAGAUAUAUGCACAAUUUCCUCAUAAAUUAUUCUCUGUCAAUAAUCAAUAUUCAAGCUAUGCAAUUGAUCAUGUAAGUGUAAUUUUAUGGUGUAUGAAAAUUCUCUAUAUCAGCUCUUCAAA
This is a messenger RNA of Rosa rugosa (rugosa rose), 1164 nucleotides long. RefSeq lists its product as uncharacterized. The transcript has a single exon. The record is from RefSeq and is a predicted model, not a curated record. Lineage: Eukaryota; Viridiplantae; Streptophyta; Magnoliopsida; Rosales; Rosaceae. The coding region runs from base 416 to 868 and encodes 150 amino acids.